Molecule: messenger RNA, 3963 nt
Organism: Aphanomyces astaci
Lineage: Eukaryota; Oomycota; Saprolegniomycetes; Saprolegniales; Verrucalvaceae
Exons: 8
Coding region: 386-1402 (338 amino acids)
Source: RefSeq, a predicted model, not a curated record
CUCGCCCUGGUUUGAUUGUGUUGGGCGAUGCCGUCCAAGCCAGGCACGGGUAUGAUGAUGUAGGCUAGUUUGCUCAACCUACUACUCGCCACGAUGGUAGUGGGGGGGCUUUGGGGGGUAGUGGGGACCUGACUGGUUUGAAUGAUCUGGAAUAGGGGGGGAAUCGUCGUUUGCACAUGGCGUGCACCAGCGGCUUCAGCGCUUAGGGUCGACCAAGGUUGUGGACGUGUCCAAGCCCCCCGACUUGGCGAGUCGGUCGAAAGAGAAUCGCAGCACGUCCGUGUCACGCAGUGGCUCGCUGCAUUCUGUACUCAAGUCCACCAAACACUCGGUCAGUAAUGUCGGCCGCAAGCCCUUAAAAGGCCACACCGACGUCAAGCUGCUCAUGGCGGACGUGUUUGCUGAAAUGGACCGACAGCGACUGCGAGGGGCGGUCAAGUUUCCAUUGAAAUUCGCUGACUUUUUCGACCAUGAAAUGAUGUUUGACUUUGUCAAAGCGUGCAUGCAACUGGCCGACUCGUUCGUGCUCGUGCAGCAACUUGAACGAACCGCACCCCCUCGCAGCCCCCCUCUCCCCCAGCAGCCCCCACAUCAUCAUGCCAAGCCCCCCGCGGUCGUCCUCGCAGCGACUUCGUCCUUGCCCGACGCUGAGCGUACCCUGGCGUACCACAAAGCAGUGUCGAGUCACAGCGAUAGUGUCGCCAACUUGGCCAAGAGUUAUUCGCGCCUCGUGCUGCAUUGCAGCAACUUUGAACGACACGAAGAAGACAGGACGUUCUUUGAAGCAGUCUACUAUUUUGUGUGCGCGAUCGUCAAGACCAACCACCCACAAGAUUCGUGGCCGCUGCUCGAAGAAGAGCUCGGCUAUGCCUUUCGUGGCGAAGUGUUCAACGCCAACGGCAAGAGCAACUUGCGUCCACCUGUGGUACCAGAACCUGCCAAAGCCCCAGCCAUGCGAUUUGGACAACCCACGAUAGCCACCGAUUCUGCAGAGCCUGCCGGGGGGGAUCUCAAGUUUUUGGGGGGGGCGCCGACAGUCUACGGCAGCUACGGACAAAAUGUGGCUCUUACAUCCAUCGUCAGUCGAGUAGACGCUACGAAGUCCCGCGCCGAGCACAACAUCAAAGCGUCACAAGCCAUGCGCGGCCGCAUUCACGUCCAACGCAACGACAACCACAAAGCUCGACUUCAACUAGGUACUUUAUCACAGGACACUCCUUAUCCACGAGCUGGAUUGUGCAGAACGCGAGUACAUUCAACGCAGCGACCGCCGCGCCGCCGCAAGGCUAGACCACCUUCUCGUCGACAGCCCCACAAAGUACCCGUCGCCCCCGUUCGCCCCCCAACCGCAGCAGCCGUUGCUCCAGCAUCAGCCCCCAGCGUCGUCCCCACCCCCCAAUAGCAUACCAAGUCCGCGCGCGUCCAUGCGACACACGUUGGACGCUCGGUCGCCCAUCAUAGCCCACAUCUUUCCAUCGGCGCAGGACCAAGUGCUUCUCGCUCAAAAGCUACUGGAAGACCAGCAACACGAACGAGCAUCGGAUAAUACUACGAGCCCACGACGCCUUGCUCUUCCCAAACCAACCAAUCCUCCUUCGACCAUGCCCUGGUUCAAAGAUAUCCAUGGUUUAACUGAAAAUUAAAGAAUAAAUCGACCAUAUCCUACGACAUUCGUCUUCUCGAGGUGAAUUUUCACACCCACUUGCGUCCUGAGGGUGGACUCGUCGACCCCGCGGGCGGAGCCGCGGCCGCCGUCACCGCCGAGCGCGCCGCGAUGGGCACUUUGGGCCGCACCGACUUCUCACGCAACGCCGAGCCUUCUGCGACCCCCAGCGAAUGCCUCGCCACGCGAGACGUCGAUGUCGCUGCCGGCGAAGUCGCCCGCACCGACGUCCGCGUGAGGGGUUUCGGAGACGCAGCAGCCGGCCGGGGGACGUCGCUUGGUUGCGCCUUCACGGGCAAACUCAUGCGGCGGUCCAGGGACGUCUGGCGCACGGGUUUCGGCAGCGGCACGGUGGGUGGCUGUCCGGAUCGGCCCAACGACAGGCGACCACCCGCGGACGACGAGGGCAUCGUGACCGUCCGUUUGGAGAGCAGCACCUUCUUCCUGACGUCACCGCCACCGGUCGGGGGAGUCACGUGGUUUGUUUCAGGGGACUCGUCGUUGAGUUUCUUCCACUCGUCGUCGAGCGAGUCGUUAUCGUCCGACGCGGACCGGGCAGACCCCCCCUGGUUCUGGUUGCCAUCCUCCUUGAGCGCGUCCAGUUCGCGCUGCAGCUUGGCCACCACCGCGUCGUGGUCUGCACGCACCUUGGCCAGUUCGUCCUUGAGGGCGAGCAGCUCGCCGGACUCGACGCUGCGUUGCUUGACGGCGCCUAGCUCCACUUGACUCACGCGCGCGCCAAACUGCAGCGAGCACACGCUCUCCCCUUCGUCCGCCAAGUCCGGACUCACCUGCAGCACCAGCAGCGCCUUUGCCCCCCCAGAUAGCAUGUCUCGCAGCGUGAACGUGAGCUUCGAGUUGCGGUACGGCACGUGCUUGGCCUUGUGCUGGAGCGCAUGGACGACAUCCCCCAGCGUACUCAGCGACUUGUUGAUGUGCUGCGCUUCCUUGAGGCGGUCACCUGUCACUUGGGUGCGCGAGAUGCGCUCCGACCCGGCCAAGUCGACGAGGCACAGCGUGCUGCUCUUGCGCUCGAGGGUCUGCUUGUUGGCCGAUGUCACGUACACAAACACAAUCGCGUGGGACCGAGAGCUUUCAAAGUUCAUCUUCGUGGCGGCCACAGAUCGGUUAGCGUAGCCUUCGGCCAGCACCGCCUGCACGUCGGCCCAUGACGCCACCGUGCGCGUGUCCAUGGCGCUAUCUUUGGGAGUUAAAAUGUCCUUGGACAGCAAGUCGCGCGGCUGGUCGUUGUAGAUCUCCUGCAUGCUCAGCGAGAUCGUGUCCUGGAACAGCGCCGCCCUCGCGCCCGACAUGGCAAACAGCUGAUGCAGCGCGCGGGGGAUGAUACCUGGCGCCGCGUCUUCGCCCACCAUUGAAAACGUCUUGCCGGCGCCAGUCUGGCCGUACGCCAUCACACAUGCGUUGUACCCGUCCAUGACGGACCCGAUCAACGGAUCAAUGUGCUCGUACACGUCCUCCUGCGUGCUGUCAGGGCCAUACACUUGGUCGAACGCAAACUCCUGUCGCUUGGACGCCACCAGCAGCGUCUGACUUUUGGGGUACAUGAACGCGCCCCCGUCGGCAGCCGCGUCCUUGAGUGGCCGGACCCGGCAGAACACGCGGAUCUUGCCCGACACUUCGUGAUACUUUUCAGUCAUGCGCUUGCGUUCGAGGAUUUCGCGGUCCAGUUGGCUGAACAGCGCCAGUUCGCGGACCUUGACGAUGGCCUGCAUCUCCAUGACGCUGCUCUGGAUGAGAGCUUCCGUCUGCGCCGCUUCCAUUGUCACGUGGGCCUUGAGCGCUUGCAAGUCGCCCGCCAAGGACGCCGUCGACUGGCGGAGCGUCGCCGACUGAUGGCGCGCCGAUGCCACUUGGUCGUUGAGACGGGCGAUCGUGUUCUUCUGGGUCACCACGUCCGCUUGGGACGCCGCCAAGGCAUCUUCCGUGGCCUGGAGCGACGACGACAACGCGGCGAGGCGCGCGUCCUUGUCUUCGCCGGCAUGGGAAGCCGAUGCCACGUCCUGCUGCAGCGCCGCGAGGCGGUCGUGGAGCGUCGAGAUGGUGGCCACAUGCGCGUCGAUUUCGUCGUCUUUGGACUGGCAUGUAACCACCAGCGCGUUCGACUUGGCCUUCAUGUCGGUCAAGUCGUGCUGGAGAGACUCGACGAGCGCCGUUAGGUCGGUCGCCCGCGUCUCCGUGUCAUGCUGCAGCUGCGCCGCUUGAAGAAGCGAUUCCUUGAGCGUCAAGUUUUCGAGGUCCAGUCUGCAUCGGUAACGAAAAAUAAGGGACGUUGACGGGAA